AUGUUCCGGCCAGUCAUUCAACGACUUUUCAAAGGCAAGAUUACAAGUUUUAGCCAAAAAUAUCUACCACAAUAUCAGCAAAUUCUUAUAUCUCAAAUUUCAGCCCAAUUUUCCCCUCGUCUCUACUCAAGCGUGAUUAUAAAAGAAGGAGCAUCUCCCAUACUCUCAGAGGACGAAAUCUUCAAACGAUUUCAAAUCGAAGGAACGGACGAGGCGUCCACAAAAGAGUUGUCGGACAUCGUCAAAACUCGGGGAAUUCGGGCCGACGAUCCGAGAAUCACAACUUCCAAAAAAUUGUUGAGGAAAUUUGUGAAGAAACGGAACUUGGACAGCGAUGUCAGACAUUACAGACUCCCAAAGACAGAGUUUCUCGAGUAAGCGACAUUUUAUACGAUGAAAUGUGUUUUGGCGGAAACGGGAGAAAAAAAUGGGUUUUGGAUAUUUUUGAAUAUUAAAAUCGAUUAAUAAAGCCAAAUACGAUAUCUUAGAUGCGUUCGGCCUUGUUUGAGCCUAAUUAGUCAGGCUGUCCGGAACGAACUGAUCAUCCCAUCCUGGACUCCGUUCACUCAGAAGAUGACCAUGAUGUUUGAAGAGGUAAAUGAAUAUAAAUAAAAGCAUUUUCUCUAUGUUUCAGUGCCGUUCAAACAACGAUGGUUCCGUGGCCACAUAUAUUCCUCAAUUGGCCAGACAAAAUCCGGAAAGCUGGGGGAUGUCGGUCUGCACCGUGGAUGGCCAAAGAUUCGGAAUUGGCGAUUCCAGAGAGCCAUUUUGUUUCCAAUCAGUCUCCAAGGUAAGUCACAGCAUUAGUACUUUGCGUUUUCUGCCUUUUUGACGACUAUUUUUAAGUCCAACCACGAAAGUUUUCAAUGCCAAAAAGUUGGUGGCAUUCUGUUAUUUUUGCGAAAAAUUUUUUUUCAAAAGGAAAAACAAUUUUUUGAAGGGUUCCACACGUUUUUCUAGCCGUUUACGUAUGCUGUGGUCAGUACGGACAUUGGGUCGGACAAGGUUCAUCAAUAUAUUGGACAAGAACCCUCCGGUCGCUUGUUCAAUGACAUCUGUUUGGAUAACAACAUGAAGCCGCACAAUCCCAUGGUAAAUGCUGGAGCCAUCAUCUGCGCAUCUCUGAUCAAGACUGGCCAGUUUAUGUCCGAUAGAUAUGAUUUUGUGAGUUUUCUUUGUUAUACUUGCUCUCGUCUGAUGUUUAGGUAAAAAAUAAUUUUUUUAUUGGAUUCUAGAUCUACAAUGAGUACAAGAAGCUGGCUGGCGGCACUUACAUUGGAUUUGACAAUGCUACGUUCUUAUCUGAGCGCUCAACUGCCUCCAGGAACUUUGCUUUGGCAUUUUUUAUGAAGGAAAAUAAUUGCUUCCCUGAAGGCAUGAAGGUGAUGCGAGAUGAACUCGAUUUGUAUUUCCAAUUAUGCUCGUUGGAGACUGAUUGUGAGAGUGCGGCAGUUAUGGCGGCUACUUUGGCCAAUGGAGGCGAGUUUUUGAGAUUUUUUUUGUUGGUUUAGGUCAAGUGUAAUAUCCCACGAAAAAACUUGUUUUUUCAUUUGAAUAUAAUAAUUUUUUCCAUGAAUAACAUCGCUGAUGGUUUCAGGAGUCUGCCCAUUGACUGGAGAGAGUUGUGUGACCCAUCGAGCUUGUCGUGACGUCCUUUCUUUGAUGUAUUCGUGUGGAAUGUACGACUACAGUGGGCAGUUCGCCUUUUCCGUCGGUAUUCCGGCCAAAUCUGGGGUCUCUGGAGGACUGAUCUUGGUCAUUCCGAACGUGAUGGGCAUAUGUUUGUAUUCUCCGAAACUGGAUCGUUGUGGAAAUUCGGUGCGAGGGGUUGAGUUCGCCAAAAAGAUGGUGGAAUGUAUGGGAUUGCAUAACUACGAUUCGUUGUUACAUUCGGAUGAAAAGAAGUUGGAUCCAAGGAAGGAUUGGACAUUGAGAAAGGAUCUGUGGCCAGGAAUUGAGAAGAUAAAACCAAAGGGAAUCGGAAGAAGUAAGGGGUCUAGUGGAAUAUAAAAAUUAUCCAAGUUUGAUGACAUUUCCGAAAUUUGGAGACUUCCGGAAUGGCGGAAUAGUGACACAGGAACAGGGAAAAACAAAAAAGUAAAGGUUGGAAGCACCAUUUGAACCAUCUGGAUGGAUUAAAUUUUACCGUUAUUAAUUUCGAAAGUUCUGUAAAUUUUUUUUUGAUUUUUACUUUUUUGUUUAGAAGUACUGUUAGUUAGUACCAUUUUUAACCAAAAUCGAAAUUUUAAAAUGUCUUUAGGCAGUUUUAUGGUUACCAAUGUCAUCAAAAGCCCUUUAAUCAAGUACAGGGUCUUUCAAGAAAUGUGCAGGAAAGUAGGAGGCUAUAACUUUUGGCGGAGGCGGCGCAGAGAGCUCGUUUUUGGAAUAUGUAUUUUUAAGCAACAUUAUUUUUUGAAUACGAAAUAACAAGCUUUUAGAAUGCAAACUGAGGUUGCUACGACCUUCUGAAGUAGAGGCAUCUCUACCCCUAAAACCAGGUUUUUUCGGUUGAAAAUGAUCGUGAAAUUUCGGUCUUUUUCGGUUGAAAAUUACCAAGAAAUGUCGGAUUUUUUCGGGGGUGUCGAUAGAGUUGACGUUGAAAAAAGGGAAAGAUGUUGCCAACACGUUGGAAAUUAAGCAAAUAUUCGGCUAGCCUCAACUUGGGGCAGAUUUCGAGUUUAUUUUUCAGUAUCUUCCGCGAAGAAGCGUGACAUCAUUUAGGGAUUUGAGGAACCUGGAAUCGGCUAGCAAAAACUGGCUAGCCAAAGUGUCAGAAUAAAGAGUAGCCGAAUAUUUGCUUAAUUUCCAACGUGUUGGCAACAUCCUUCCCUUUUUUCAACGUCAACUCUAUCGAAACCCCCCAAAAAACCCGACAUUUCUCGGUGAUUUUCGACCGAAAAACUCUGAAAUUUCUCGAUCAUUUUCAACCGAAAACCCCUGGUUUUCGGGGUAAAAGACCCCUUUUUCAAAAGGUUGUAGCGACCUCAGUUUGCACUUAAAAAUCUUGUUAUUUCGUAGGCAAAAAAUAAUGUCACUGAAAAAUACAUAUUCCAAAAACGAACUCUCUGCGCCGCCUCUGCCGAAAGUUAUAGCCUCCUACUUUCCUGCACAUUUCUUGAAAGACCCUGUAUUUUUAGUAAAAAUUGUAAAAAAUACUAUACUACUUAAGGAAAAAAUUGUGUAAAAAUCAUAAAAAAUAACAAAAUUUAUGAAGUCAAUAACUGUAAAUCCAUCCAGACGGUUCAGCUGGUGCAGACAAGUUUUAUUUUUUUGUUUUUUCCGGAAGUGUCACUAUUCCGCCAUUUCGGAAGUGUUCCGACGCGCUACUCCCUAUGGACUUGCUUUAGGUUCGGCGCAUGAAAAACGACACGAAAGGCCCCCGAAGAACGUGAAGAAGUGA
Messenger RNA from Bursaphelenchus xylophilus (pine wood nematode), 3400 nucleotides. Lineage: Eukaryota; Metazoa; Nematoda; Chromadorea; Rhabditida; Aphelenchoididae. The record is from the annotation of a GenBank genome assembly.